AUGUCGACGAUUCCCGUAAUAAAUCAGUUUAUUGGUGUGUAUUCACUGUUAUUAACAAUAUUUGGUACAAUUGGUAAUCUAUUAUCAUUAUUCAUAUUUCUAAAAACUAAAAUAUUAAGAAAAUAUUCAACAUGUAAAUUUUUAAUUGCUCUUGCUAUUAUUGAUACCUUAUCAUUAUAUUGGUGGAAUUUACAGCGAUUUUAUAAAGUCUAUUUUGGAUUUACUUACAAUAACUUAUCCGUCGCCAGCUGUCGUAUAUCAAUGUUUAUGGCCUAUUCAACAUUAGAAAUAAGUAGUUGGCUAUUAGUUCUAAUGAGCUUAGAUCGCUUUCUUAAUAUAAAAUUUGCUUGUUACAGGCAAAGAAUAUCAUUUAAUCCAAAAAUGGUACGAAAUUUAAUAUUAACUACAAUUUCGUGUUUUAUACUGAUUAAUUGUCAUCAUUUAAUCUUUAACGGUUAUGCAGAUAUAACAGUAACGAAUGGUACACAGGUUGUCACUGUUGUGUGUUAUGCAAGCCGAUACAGCAGGUAUAUUCUCUGGCCUGUAUGGGAAUAUUUUCAUCUCAUCAUUUAUGUUUGUGUGCCGUUUUGUUUUAUUCUAUUAUGUAAUUGUUUAAUUAUAAGGCAAGUUUAUUUCACAAGUUUUAAUAAUAAUCGUCGACGCAAAUUCAAUAUGACAUUAACCUUAUUAACAACAACAUUUUGUUAUAUUAUUAUGUUAUUACCAUCAUCAUUAGGAUUUUCUGUAUUCGGCGAUGUAUUAUCGUCAAAUGUAUUAAAUUUAUUAGAUUGUAUUCUCUAUACCUAUCAUUCCAUUGGUUUUAUUAUUUAUACAUUAACCGGACAAGAAUUUCGGAGCGAAUUAAAAAAAGAAUUAAAUGGAGCAUUACAUUGUUUACAAUUAUCAUUUAAGAAUAAUACUUCAAUUCAUCCACUAGUAACAACAAACCGCUGA
Molecule: messenger RNA, 954 nt
Organism: Didymodactylos carnosus
Lineage: Eukaryota; Metazoa; Rotifera; Eurotatoria; Philodinida; Philodinidae
Source: the annotation of a GenBank genome assembly